AUGGAGGAACAAAAAGAGAGAGCCACAAGAGAAAAGAGUAGAAGGCGAGUAAUGUUAGAGGAAUCUAUACCAUAUCUUAUCUGCAUAUUGUGUAGUUUCUCUGGUGCAGGGUAUUUUUUGCUCUCCAAAGUUUCUCUAAACAAAGGUAUGAGUCGGUAUGUGCUUGUCACCUAUGGCUUCGCUAUUGGGACUCUAUCUAGUGCUCUUCUUGCCUCUGUCUUUGAAAGGAAUAACACUAGUAAACUCACCAGCCCUGUCUUGAGAAAUGUCUUCUUUCUAGGUCUGCUUGGAGCAGUGUUGGGGAGGACAAUGUUUUACUUGGGAUUAGAAUACACUUCACAGAUUUUUGCUUCUGCAGUCUCCAACAUAUUUCCAGUCUUUACCUUUGUCUUAGCAGUUUUAUUCAGAAUGGAAAAAUUGGACAUUUCGAAGAACAGUACUCGAGCAAAGAUAGGAGGAACUAUAGUUUCAUUUGCAGGAGCAACAAUCUUGACCCUUUACAAGGGCAUCAAAGUGAUAUCAGUACACACUCAAAGCUCCCAUAAUCAAUCUGCUUCUACUACUAUACAACUGUCUUUUGAGAAAGCUCACUGGAUAAAAGGCUCCCUUAUUCUUGUGGCUUCCUACUUGUCAAUCGCAGCAUUCUUCCUCUUACAGGCAGCAACAGUAAAAAUAUUUGCAGCACCAUUGAAUUUGACAACACUAAGUUGCCUGUCGGGAACAUUGCUUACAGUAAUCAUGACUGCAAUUUUGGAUCAUAAAGCAGCCUCUUGGAGGCUGUCAUGGGAUAUCACACUUCUAGCUCCUCUCUAUAGUGGAAUUAUAAUAUUCAGUUUGGGAAUUUAUCUUCAAACCAUAGUAAUGAGAAGAAAAGGUCCAGUGUUCGCGAUUGCCUUUAGUCCUUUGUCAUCAAUAUUUGCAGCUAUCAUGGGAAUAGUGAUUCUGGGAGACGUUUUAUAUUUGGGCAGUAUAAUAGGAGCUACAUUGAUAAUUAUUGCGCUCUAUUCAAUUCUAUGGGGAAAGAAGAAAGAGGAAGACAUCAUACUCGAGCGUACCACGGCAACAGAACUAGAUCAUAAUGAAAUCAAAGCAGAAAGUGCGAAAAUGGCAUUGGCGUUAAGCCAUUUGGAUGAUGUGAUUGAAAAUUUUGCAGUAAGAUCUGAGGGCUCUCAUUUUCUAGUAAUUCCUUAUGAUGUUGUUGAGAAUGAUGCUUUGCAAUUGAGUAUUGCUAGAGGCAUUCCUCAACAAGUUGAUUGCGACUGUGAGAUUUUUACAACGUAUUUUGCCGAGCAAUUAAUUCUUGGAAAGGAAAAUGAGAUGCCAAAAGAAAUUGAUGCUCAGUUGCUUCGCCAAGACAUUGUUGUUAGCUUGUAUUUUCAUGGGAAGAGGAAACAAGAAGAUGGAUAUUUGACUAGCGAUGAGUUUAGUGAAAAGCUUUUGGAUAGGAAGCAAAAGAGGAGGAAGACUGCUGCAUAG
Molecule: messenger RNA, 1476 nt
Organism: Humulus lupulus (European hop)
Lineage: Eukaryota; Viridiplantae; Streptophyta; Magnoliopsida; Rosales; Cannabaceae
Product: WAT1-related protein At5g07050-like
Exons: 10
Coding region: 1-1476 (491 amino acids)
Cellular component (GO): plasma membrane
Molecular function (GO): transmembrane transporter activity
Source: RefSeq, a predicted model, not a curated record